UCUCCUCCCCUUCCUUCCUUCGUUCUCUUUCUGUCUCUAUAUAUGUAUAUAUAUAUAUAGAAAGAGCCACCACGGGCGGAGACGGAUGUGAUUGCAGGGAGGGGGCGGAGAUGUGCGUGGUGUUCCUAUGCAGGGAGGAGGAGGAGGUGUUGGGUACGCACAAGGCGCCGGGGAGCUGCCCCUACUGCGGCGGUGCGGUGAUGGCCACCUACGUUGAGAGCGCGUGGAGGCUCUGCUUCCUCCCCCUCUGCCACAAGAUCAAGCGCAAGUUCUCCUGCACCUGCUGCUCCCGCCGCCUCGUCGCCUACCCGUAGCUGCCACCCUCCAAUCCUCUCAAGAUCCGACGACCUUUCCUCUCAAAAUCGUGGCGCUUUGGCACCGUUCUCUGUGAAAGAUCACAUCUUUUUGCUUCGUUAGUCGGCAGUUUUCUGUUCUCGUUGUCAUCGUUUUAGCUCUGUUUUUUGUUUUCAGGGUUUUUGUUACAGAAGCGUUUUAGAUGAACUUGUUUUAUCUCUCUCUCUCUCUCUCUGCACCAAUAUCUCAGUUUGGAUGGACUGAGAAAUUAGACUGAGGAAAUAUCUUCAUGAUCUGCCAACACUUUCUA
Molecule: messenger RNA, 604 nt
Organism: Musa acuminata subsp. malaccensis (wild Malaysian banana)
Lineage: Eukaryota; Viridiplantae; Streptophyta; Magnoliopsida; Zingiberales; Musaceae
Source: RefSeq, a predicted model, not a curated record